This is a messenger RNA of Aspergillus luchuensis, 1200 nucleotides long. RefSeq names its product acetyl-CoA C-acetyltransferase (gene erg10B). Gene Ontology annotation, molecular function: acetyl-CoA C-acetyltransferase activity. The record is from RefSeq and is a predicted model, not a curated record. Gene Ontology annotation, biological process: fatty acid beta-oxidation; ergosterol biosynthetic process. Bases 1 to 1200 code for a protein of 399 amino acids. NCBI's taxonomy places the organism in Eukaryota, Fungi, Ascomycota, Eurotiomycetes, Eurotiales, Aspergillaceae. The transcript has 5 exons.
AUGUCUUCCCUACCUCCGGUCUACAUUGUCUCCGCCGCCCGCACGCCAGUGGGCUCUUUCCUGGGUUCUCUCUCGAGCCAGACCGCUCCGCAGCUGGGUUCCCAUGCGAUCAAAGCUGCCCUUAACAAAGCCGAUGGGAUCAAGCCUUCCGAUGUACAGGAGGUUUUCUUCGGCAACGUUCUUUCUGCGAAUGUCGGACAGAACCCCGCCAGACAAUGCGCUCUUGGCGCCGGACUCGACGAGUCAACCGUUUGCACCACUGUUAACAAGGUCUGUGCCUCGGGGUUGAAGGCGGUCAUUCUUGGUGCUCAGACCAUCAUGACUGGAAAUGCAGACAUCGUUGUUGCAGGCGGUACUGAGUCCAUGUCCAAUGCCCCGCAUUACCUUCCGAACCUCCGCAAUGGCGCCAAGUAUGGCCACCAGAGCUUGGUGGAUGGUAUUAUGAAGGAUGGCCUGACAGAUGCGGGAAAGCAGGAGCUUAUGGGUCUGCAGGCUGAGGAGUGUGCUCAGGAUCAUGACUUCACCAGGGAGCAGCAGGAUGAGUAUGCUAUCCGGACCUACGAAAAGGCCCAGGCUGCCCAGAAGGCCGGCCUCUUCGACGAAGAGAUUGCACCUGUUGAACUACCCGGCUUCAGGGGUAAGCCAGGUGUCACCGUCGCUCAAGAUGAUGAGCCCAAGAAUCUCAACCCUGAUAAGCUUCGAAGCAUCAAGCCCGCUUUCAUUCCUGGCUCUGGAACCGUGACGGCCCCCAACUCCUCUCCUCUUAACGACGGCGCCGCCGCUGUUGUCUUGGUUUCCGAGGCCAAGGUUAAAGAGCUGAACCUCAAGCCUGUUGCAAAGAUUCUCGGUUGGGGAGAUGCCGCACACCAACCCAGCAAGUUCACCACUGCUCCUGCGUUGGCAAUUCCCAAGGCGCUCAAGCAUGCAGGUGUCGCUCAAGAUUCCAUCGAUGCCUUUGAAAUCAACGAGGCCUUUAGCGUUGUUGCUCUCGCAAACAUGAAGCUUCUGAACCUACCUGAAGAAAAGGUCAACCUUCAUGGUGGUGCUGUGGCUAUUGGCCACCCCAUUGGUGCCAGUGGUGCUAGGAUCUUGACUACCCUGCUCGGAGUUCUCAAGGCGAAGAAGGGCAAGCUCGGCUGUGUCGGAAUCUGCAACGGUGGUGGUGGUGCUAGUGCCAUGGUAGUGGAAUCCCUCGUCUAA